AUGGAGGUCUCUUUAGGUGGUCCUAAGGACUUUCAAGCAAAACUGAAAAUGGCGAGAAGAGAGGGAUGCUGGAGGGACUCCUCCGAUGAUUUGUUCGGCCGAUCUGCACAAUAUCUAAUCCACAGAAACGUCUGUCUCGCAACAAAACUACUCCGUGGAAAGAACGAAACGAAAGCGUAUCACUCCGUGCGCAAUCCCAGAAUCAGAACUGGCAUGACUCCCACAUGA
Necator americanus (New World hookworm) is the source of this 228-nucleotide messenger RNA. RefSeq lists its product as uncharacterized. The record is from RefSeq and is a predicted model, not a curated record. The transcript has 3 exons. NCBI's taxonomy places the organism in Eukaryota, Metazoa, Nematoda, Chromadorea, Rhabditida, Ancylostomatidae. Bases 1 to 228 code for a protein of 75 amino acids.